Linum trigynum is the source of this 2070-nucleotide messenger RNA. The record is from the annotation of a GenBank genome assembly. NCBI's taxonomy places the organism in Eukaryota, Viridiplantae, Streptophyta, Magnoliopsida, Malpighiales, Linaceae.
GUUGCAAUAAUUUAACUAUUAAACAACAAAGAAAUAAGGUAUUUACCGAAUCACUCAUUUUAAACUUGUUAUUUGAUGAUGAUAAAGAAAGAGGCUUCUACACUUUGUCCUCCCUCCUACAAGCACACCAAAUAAACAAAUUUUAAUGUACAUAUAUAAUAUAUUUCAAGUGAAUUUCAUCAAAAUUUGUCUAACAAUUCACAAAAAUCCAUCUAAAAAUCACAAAAACCGGCCCCAAGCAUGUGCAAAACAUGACUCGACCAUCGAUCAGGCAGAAAACAAAAAUGACUCGCCAAUGGUUCAAACUUGCUGCGCAGGUGCCUCUACCGGUGCGCGGGCAUGUUCUUUACAGGAUUAAACCGUGUGCUGAGCGGGUUGUCUACCCGCCUCGUCCAUGGAAGGACAUGAGGUCAAAAGGAUAUGACGGCGGGACGGGCAGGUCAAUGACAAGUCUGUCCAUCAGCGCGGACAUGUUGUCUACCCGCCUGUCCACUGACGCGGGCGUGUUGUUUACCCGUGUGUCUUAUGGAUCAAGCAUGUGAAUUACAUGCUCAGCGAGAGGAACGGACUAGUUGUCUACCCAUUUCCUCCAUGGAGAGACAUGUUUUCAACCUGCCUCUCCGACGGCGUGCACACAAUUUCAACCUAUUUGUUCUCGUAAAAUCAAAAAAAAAAUGGAAGAAUGCAGCAUACCUUUGGUCGACUACUUCACUGCCGAGUGUGCCUUGAGGAUGGUCUAGCCGAAUUCAAAUAAAACUCACCAAUAAAGAAGAGAGUAGUUGAGAAUUGUUGUGGUGUGGGAUUUGAUUAGUUUUUUGUUUGAAGUUUCCACUCUUUGUAGCUCUUUGUCUCUACAAAGAGUGGAAAAGUGUAGGACCAUUAUGUCCUACUACAAUAUAUGGGUUUUAAACCCUAAAACCCACCCAAGGGCAUUUUGGUCAUUUUUCAUAUGUUAGGGCGAUAAAUUUAAAUAAUUAGGGCGACAAAUAGGAACACUCCCUGCUGCAUUCUCCAUUGUAGAGAGAGUAAGAGUUCGGUUAUUUGAAUGCUUUGCAGGGAAUGCACGCAACGGUCACGAUUCCGAUCCCAAAACCUUUGCCCUUCUUCCCCCACCACCACCACUUUCUCCCUUCAACGCAAAGCAACUCCAAACAGUUCCCGCGCCGGAUCACAGAUUGAUGAUAUUCCCAACACAACACUUUGCCUCAUGUUUCCUUCAUAAUCCCUCCACAUGAAGGAAGGGCGGAGAACCAAAUCCAUCUCCUCCCCCGCAAAAAUGUCGCCCUCCGCCACCACCAAAAUCCACGUCACCGCCUUGGACGGGAUCGUCAACGUUAACUCGCUCUUCACGCUAGCCCUCUUCCUCGGCCUCUCCCAGCCCAUCUCCAGCUCCGCCGCAUCUCUCGUCACCGACCCGUCCUGCGCCGCUGCCACUUCCACCGGCGAGGACUUCCUCGUCUUCCACGUCUACGCCUUCAGCUCUUUCCUCUUCUCCAGCCUCGUCGCCUUGGCAAUCAAGCAGGCCAUCGUACUCUCUGACAACAGCGCCGCUGAUAUUACUAGCGCUACCAAUUUCGCCGCCGCUGUUGUUGAUAAUGUGCUGGGACCGGGUUACUAUGAGUCGCUGGUUCAUGUCAAUCUCAAGGCCCUGCGGCUGGGGACUUUGAUUUCGGGAUUGGGUUCGAUUUUGGGAUGUGGGUUCUUGACUCUGGCGCUGGUGAACUUGGUGCAGAUCAAAUUGGGGGUUCUGAGUUGUGGGAGUUUGUACACUGUUGCUGCAAUUGCGCCUUUGGUCACUCUGGUCCCCUUGGCGUCCAUUGUCUAUGUUUUCCUUCUGCUUCAUGCCUUCACUCGUUAGGUUUGCCUGCCAGAUAAUCCCUCUUUCAUUCUUGCUUGUUCCUGUAAUCUUGAUCGGAUUUGAUUUACAAUAUUAGCUUUAAACAUGCCAUGUGAAUAUGUAAGCCAUAGCUGGAAUGCAGUGAUAGACAAUUGAUUUCUUAAGCCUUAUGUACGGUCAUUACACGAGCCUCUGUGAGUAGACCGAUGGUGAAAUAAAAAUUGUGCUAUUGC